Messenger RNA from Nilaparvata lugens (brown planthopper), 5654 nucleotides. RefSeq lists its product as uncharacterized. The record is from RefSeq and is a predicted model, not a curated record. Bases 316 to 2052 code for a protein of 578 amino acids. The transcript is spliced from 3 exons. NCBI's taxonomy places the organism in Eukaryota, Metazoa, Arthropoda, Insecta, Hemiptera, Delphacidae.
AUUUAAACAAACUCAUGUCAAUGGUCGCCAAACUUAUGAGCCUGUGUGCUAGAAUAGCAUUUAUCCCAUUUAUAAAUCUUCUAGUGAGCUACUACCAAGGAAUAUUACACUGAAGAAAAUACGGUUGUUCAACACGAUUCCUGCAAGGUUGGAGCCGGUCACUGUAGUUCCUUGUUCAGGUUUAAGCAUCUGGCAACUAUCUAGCUGCUGAAGUUGACGAUGAUAAUGAUUCUGCUGAUCAGAUGAGAACAGAGAGGAUCAGCUGAUCAGAUGAGAUUAAAUUGAGAGUAUCAAACUUUCACAAAAAAUUGUGCCAUGGAUGAUACCAACUCGUCUGCACUUGAGUUGGAGCUCAAUGACAUCUGCUCAGGAUUUGUUUCCGAGGAGCUACGGAGUGGAGUUGGCCAAAAUAUUUGGUAUGACAAUAAGCUCGAAGAUUUGGAUUUUGAACUCAAUAAUGCUGAUUCUCAACAUGUGGGUAGUGUUAUUGAUCAUAACGACUAUACUAUUUCGGCUGAUCUAAAUCAAAUUUUUGAUCACACCUACUAUAGCUUGUCAACAGAUAUAAACGGAAUUUUCGACCACAAUAGUUACACCAUGUCAACUGAUCUCAAUCCAACUACUGAAGAUCAAACCCAUUCCACCAUUGCGCCCGACAAAUACAACAAUAGCAACAACGUUUACAACCUAAUUACCGAAAACCAAUUACCAUUAAUGGAAUCAUCUGGUUCAAUAGAUGACAGCAAAACAGUUCAUAUUUCCCCUAGUUCUUCUUCAUUUCACAAUCUAGAGGAAGUUAGUAAUAUUAAUUCAUAUUCUACUUGUAGAUCUAGUCUUCCAAGAGAACAUCAUAGUUCACCAACGAAAAGCGAAACUGCUCGUUUCCCAUGUGGUACGGAAACUGAGAGUGGUUUUACAAAGUAUCGUGCUAUCAGUUUCGAUAAUUCAUCGGGGUUGAAUCAGUUGCAUAUCAAUAAUAAACAAGAAAAAACUGAAAAACAGAUAAUUAAAUCCUCGAAAAAGCCUCAAAGAGAUGGCAAAGUGCAAAAGAAUCAGUCAUCUACAGAAGUAGAUCUCUGUAGAGUAAGGAAAUUUGAUUUUUGUAACGGGUCUUUACAAGAUUUCCCACCAAAAAAAUUCAGUUACAACUGCGAAUUGAAAAAAGCAAACUUUAUGGAACCUAAAAAAGUACUGUAUUAUACGGGAAUCCCGAACUAUGAAUAUUUCAUGACAAUUCUCAAUUGUUUGAACCUCCCAUAUAUAAGUACUGCCGCUCCUUUCGAAAUGAUGCUAGUCACUUUAAUCAAAAUCAAACUGAACCUCGAUUGGACCGAUCUUGCCUUCCGAUUUGGAGAAUGUGAAGAAAGCAUAAGGGUCAUUUUCGGUUUCACUGUUUCAAUUCUUUCAAGAUGUGUCUCGAAAUUAGUAAGAUGGCUACCUGAAUCAACUUCAGGUACUGGAUCUCGAAUUUUCUAUGUGCUUCAAAUUAAUUUUAUGCCUAGUAAUUCUGUUUGUCACGAGAAAAUUUUCAUCUGCUUUUCAAACUCAACUAAUUCAGUUGUGUUCAUAUCAAACCCUACUACUGAACAGUUUUCAACUCUCAUCGAUUUAUUGAAAAACAGCGGAAUAAUGGAAGGAUUGAAACAUAAUGAUAUCAUUGUGUUCGAUAAUAGUGUUUCACUCACUUUGCAUCUUGGAGCUUCAAAGCAACAAACCAAUCCAGUACCACCGGAGAGUCUUAUUUUUCAAUUAGAAAAACUAGAGGGUCGAGCGUUCAGAAUUUUUCGAACAAUUCUGAACAAAAGAACAAGGAACCAAGUACUUUCCAUUAAAAGAAAAAUUUCUGAGUUUAAUGGGUACAAAUUUAUAAACGAUCCUAUACGUUGUGAGUGGCUGAAUAAUUCCACCAAUCAUGAAUUGCAUUGUGAUGUCAUAAGAAUUGUGUGUGGCUUUAUAAAUUUGUGCAGUACUCUGCCAUUCAAUCAGGAAAAAAUAAAAAUAUUGAUGGACGAGAGAAAAACAUUGAAUGUGGUUCUAGCACACACCAAGUAGGUAAGUGUAUGUGGCUGAUUACAUAAUAAGUAAUUAUGGCUCCAUAGUAGUGGGACUCCACUAUUUCCAUUGAUUUCUUAAUAUCAAGUUGUAACAAUAAAUGAGGAGUAACUUUUGUACCUUUUCGUUCAUGAGACUUUAUUCAACAUAAGAGUUAACAGGCAAGGUUUGUAUGAAGAAUGAACUGUGUUGUACUAAUCUACUAUUCAUAACAGAAGUCAACUGUCAUUUCAUAAAUCUUCACAUCCUUCCCCCUUCAGCAAAUGUUGACUUAUUGUAUAUUUGAGGUUUAUGUGCCAGAUAACGAAGAGGUACAGUACAUUCGCAUUCAUCCUGAUGAAUGAAUACAUACUCAGGAUUUGUCUGUAUGAGUUCCACCUAUUCGAAUUCAACUAAUGACUCAUUUUUCUAUCUGUUUACCUAACUGUGUCUCAAGCUGAUAACUAGGAAGGAAGAGAUGUGAGAACAUCCGUGGUGUAGGAAGAACAUUCGUUUGUAUGGAGUUUGCAUCAAGUAAAGUAGUCAAAUUCUAUUUGCUAUUCAUAUUGUAACAUGGUUAGUCAUAACUGUAAAAUCAAUACAAAAUCAAUAAUGCAACUGGUGAAAUUAAAUUUAAAAACCAGCCAAAUACCAAUUUUCAUAGGUAACUGAACCCUAAAAUUACAAAUAUGUAACCAUUGAAUAGUGAAACCCUUAUAUACCACUUGAAAAAAAUAUAUAUAAAAAAUAUGCUGAAGCAUUCACAUAAAAUAGGCAUGAUAUAAUACUCAUAUAACACUUCAAAUUUCAAAAGCCCCACUGUCUGAGAAGUAAAUCAACCAUAACACCUUCAAUAUCGAGAUAGGGAAUAAAUAAAAAUCUUCUAUAAUAACUGAUUCUAUAUCGCAAAACAAGGUUCUACAAUGAUUACCAAAAAUCACUACUGAUUUUUGAAACCCAACCAUAAUAAUAAGCCCUAAACUAAACAAACCUAUUGUGCCGAAAAGAACAUUUUUCUACCCAAAACCAUUAAUAUUAUUAGAACCAUGACACGAUGAAACUCAAAUAUUAUCAUGAAAUAUAAUCGAGAACAUAGUAAUCAUUACUUUGUACUGGGAAAAAAAUAUAAAACUAAAUGCGAUACAAAGAUAUAAACAUAUAAAACUGAAACUCUGCUAUCCAUAGCUGAAAAAUUCCCCUAUAAACGUUUACUAUAACCCAUGAACAAUAAACUUGGUCUAUAUUACCAUUGAAAAAUAUGUACUUCACCUUCAGCAUUAAUAAUCAGUAAUAAUAUUUUAAUAAAAUUCUAUGAGGACUUAUAAUUUAAAGGCUUAAAUCACCAGACCCCAUCGAAAACAGACCAAAUGAAAAAAUAUAACCCUAUUAUCUAACCACUGGAUGAUAAACCCAUAAAUAUUACAAUCAAUUCUGAUAAGCAAUGAUGAAAUGUUAAAUAAUUACGAAUAAUAUUUACAAAAAUUGCCUUAGGGACUUUAAUAUAUCGCAUAACUUAAAAAAAACGACUUAAAAAAUGACUAUCACCAUUAAACCUUGAUUAUUGACCCAUAUAUGAUAAAAAAUUCAAAUAUUUCAUUCAUGAAAUCUAUCAACAAUAUAUCAACCUUUAAUAACCCUUAAAAAUAUUUCAAUAAAACUUAUUUGUAAUCUUGAUAUAAUGAAAUAUAAAAUCCAAAGGGCCAAAAUUUUAAAGCGAAAUAUCACAAAACCCUUUGCCCUAAACAAAAUUAUAAUUAUCGCAAUGUUAAAAUCUAUGCUAAGAAAAUAUGAAACUGCAAUAAACAUUUUUCGAAAAUCGACUUUUUCCCAAUUUGUCUGAAAUUUCUAGUCUAACAAUCAAAAUUCGCCGCAUACCGUGUAGUCGGACAACGAUAUUAAAUUAUAGCAUUACUAGAAGCUAUAGGCUAAGCGAGGAAAAACAUAGUCUGCCAGCACUUUUACAAUAAAACGCUAUUAUUUAUGUGGCGUUUGAAAUGUGAUAUGAUUUUAAUAGACUGGCAAUACUCAUUAACUAUUACUAUAACCCAUGAACAAUAAAUUUGGUCUAUAUUACCAUUGAAAAAUAUGUACUUCUUGAAGAAAAUUAAAAAAUAACAUUUAUUCAAAAUUCUAUUGUAUUUCUAAAUAUAAAAAAACUCAACUUUCCACUUUCAAUGAUAAAAUCCUUCUAAUAAUCUUUAUUAUUUAACCAUGGAACCCCAAAAUAUCAUGAUUUUAUUAUAAAAAAUAUUACGGAAAAUGUAAUUAAUCCAGCAAUCUCAAUCAACAAAGUAAGCUGAAUAUCCUGUAAUCCAAGGUAUAAUAAUGUAACCUUACUCGCAGCUAAAGAAUCAUAUUAGUAAUCAAAAUUAUAGUUUCAUCCAUUUAAAAUACUUUUCUAAUUAUAUUAUUCUACUCUUAUCAUUAACCAUAUAGUAGUUCAAUAUUUCCUUCGCAUAGCAUCAGUUUUUGUUGUUCAUAUUAGACACAAAUUUUCUCCAAUUAUUAGAUAUCGAUUCAUGAAUUUCAUAGUAGGUAGUACAUUAAAUGACGACCAUAAAUCAACUGAAUGCAUCUAUUCUAAAAGCAGCAUUUUCUUCUGUAAUACAUUCGUUGCUGAGUCUGCUUUUCUAUCCUCGAUUGAUUUGUUUGCAGGCCUGAUUUCUCAUUAUUAUCGUUCAACUGAGACCUAAAACAUUUUCAUCAAUAUGCCUGGUACUAAAUUGCUGUGUCCUAUCAAAAAAAUAUGCUUUCUUACGUCUAGCAUUUUCCGAAAACUUUCUGCCAUCAAAAGAACACACUCUAAUAUCAUAGCCUUCUUUUUCACAAAUUUUUCUCAUCUUCGUAUGUAUUCGGUCAUUGUAGCUCAAGGUAUAAAAACAGUUCCGAGUUAGAUGAUUAAAUUUAUCACAAAUUUUAUAUUUCCUACGCUUACUUUUUCGCUUUCCAUUAUUAUGAACAACACUAGUAUUUUGAUUCACUGAUAGAUUUUGAACACUUUCUCAAUAGAAUCGUGUUCAUUACAAAUUAUAUCAGAGUUCACGUUCAGACGAUUUUCAAACAACCUGUUAUCAAUCCUAAAUGAAAAAUCCAAGUCACUUUCCGAUAAUUCCAAUAAAUCUUCCUUAAUCAUUUCCAUAUAUUUUUCCUCUACGUCAAAUAUUGCUCAAUAUUUUAAAAAUUCUUCAAUGGUCCUAUUGGGUAACGUGAUAAUUCUUCCAUAUAUAUGUGAAGACAAACCUCUUAAUAUAAUUCUGAUAAUCCGUGAUUCUUGCAUAUUCGAAUCUAAUUUCCUACAUAGGGAUAAAACUCUCACUACAAAAUCUCUGCCAUCUUUUUCGAAUUCAAUUCUACAAGUAUUGAAUUCCUUUUUCUAAUUUCCAAAAUUUGUAAGGAGAUCGAAAAAAAUUAAUCAAUUUUUCUUUCACUGGCAUAUAUUCAAAAUUGUUUUGUCGGGUCAAAUCGUUCUCAAUAAUUUCGAAGUAUUUCUCAGCACUUCCUUUCAAACAAGCCCGUAAAUUUAAUAUAAUAAAUUAUCCCUUUCAUCGACCCAACCAUUUGCUGAGGCAACUUUCUCAAAGUAAUAAAAAAAUCAUCAAUGUCAAAUUAUUCAUCUUUUCCAU